ACACAAUUAGACCAUAUCUGUGUACGACGAAAGGAUUUGCUGAGACGUAAUUCGUCGCGCAGGUCACAUGUCUGGUUUCCAUUGUCCGCAGAGCAGGCAGGGUGUGUACCGGCGGGGAGGCUGUGUGGGCUGGGCUGCCUGUUUUUUUCUCGCAGCAUCCUUUUAUACCGAGUGACAUCGCUUCCUUUCUGGAGGAUGCUCAGGGCGGAGGAGACGCUGCGUCCAUCUGGCUGAUGAAAAGCGGUUCAAACUGGCCCACAUGAGGUGUGUCUGUCAGAUUGACUGCUUUUACCAAAUCAUAGUGGGGCUGCUGCACCUGCAUGGAGCGCUACAUUGCGGACACCGCCCCAGAUAAUGGCUAUGUAAUGCGGUGAGGGUUGUUGCGUUUCUUUUUUUUUUUUCUAACCAAAAUGUCUAAAACCAAACAUUGCGAGGCGAUCAGGGUGGUGGUCCGCUGCCGGCCGUUCAACAGGAGUGAGGGGAUAUGGGGGUGUGAGAACAUUUUGGAGAUUGAUGACAAACUGGGGAAGAUCACCAUAAGGAACCCGAAGGCACCACCUGAUGAGCCAAUGAAAGUAUUCACGUUUGAUUCUGUCUACGGCUGGGAUUCAAAACAAAGCGACAUUUAUGAUGAUGCGGUGAGACCUCUUGUGGAGUCCGUGCUGCAGGGCUUCAACGGGACCAUUUUCGCCUACGGGCAAACGGGGACAGGUAAAACGUUCACCAUGCAAGGGAUUUCAAACGACCCAGAGAGGAGAGGUGUUAUACCAAAUUCAUUUCAGCACAUUUUCACACAGAUAGCCAGAACUCAGAAUCAGAAAUACCUGGUGAGGUCAUCAUACCUUGAGAUCUACCAGGAGGAAAUCAGAGAUCUCCUGUGCAAAGAUAACAACAAGAAACUGGAACUUAAAGAGAAUCCUGACUAUGGGGUUUAUGUAAAAGACCUGUCUUCAGUGGUCACAAAGAAUGCCACUGAGAUUGAACAUGUGAUGAACAUAGGCAACCAGUCCAGGUCUGUGGGGUUCACAAACAUGAACGAACGCAGCUCUCGUUCUCAUGCAAUUUUUGUUGUAACCGUGGAGUGCAGUGAGGUAGGGCCAGAUGGUGAGGACCACAUCCGUGUGGGGAAGCUGAACAUGGUUGACCUGGCAGGCAGUGAGCGCCAGAGCAAGACGGGCGCCAAAGGGAAGCGACUGAAGGAGGCAGCCAAAAUCAACCUGUCCCUCUCGGCGUUGGGGAACGUCAUUUCAGCCCUGGUGGAUGGGAAGAGCACACACAUCCCCUACAGAGACUCCAAACUGACCCGCUUGCUCCAGGACUCACUGGGUGGUAAUUCAAAGACUGUCAUGAUAGCCACAGUGGGGCCAUCGCACAAGAACCAUGAUGAAUCCUUGGCCACGCUGAGGUACGCCAACAGGGCCAAGAACAUAAAGAACAAGCCAAGGAUUAAUGAGGAUCCCAAAGACGCCCUGCUGAGAGAGUUUCAGGAGGAAAUUGCACGGCUGAAAGCCCAGCUGGAGGAACGAGGGAUGCUCGCUAAGGAGAGGAGGAGGAGAAGGAACAGCAAAAGACUGAGUAAAAGUUUGGCUGGUUUGGAGGAGGACAUCUUCAAAGAGAGGGAUGCAGAUGUUUGGGAGGCUGUUGAGGAGGAGCAAGAUGUGAAACAUUACACAAAAGACGGAGGUGACAUCCCCAAAGUCUUUGCCUGCCAGGGAGGAAACGAGAAGUUGAAGCACCUGAAUGAAAACAGAAAGAGUGUGGAGGACAUGCAGUGGGAUCAAGAUGCACUGGAGAAGAUCAUUGAGAAAUAUAAGGCUAUGGAGAGCAAAUUGUUAGUUGGGGGAAAGACCAUAAUUGAUCACACCAACGAACAACAGAAAAUGCUGGAGCUGAAGAGGCAAGAGAUUGCAGAGCAGAUACGGCGAGAGAGAGAGAUCCAGCAGCAGAUGAUGCUGCAGGAAGAGGAGACUUUGGAAAUAAGAGACACGUUCUCCUCCCUGCAGCAGGAGGUGGAACUUAAGACAAAGAAACUGAAUAGGGUUUAUUCCAAACUACGGUUGGUGAAGCAGGAGAUAACAGAUGUCAUCAACGAGCAUAUCAUAACCAGACAGGAGCUUGAACAAACAAUGAAUGAGCUCACCAGAGAACUCAAGUACAAAUAUCUCUUAAUUGAGAAUUUUAUACCUCCUGAGGAAAAGAACAAGAUCAUGAAUAGGCUGCACUUUGACAGUGAGGAGGAUCAGUGGAGACUCCAACCAGUCAUUCCAUCAGAGAGUGCACCCACUCAGGUCAAGAGAAGGCCUCUCUCUGCGGUGGGAUACAAGAGGCCAAUCAGCCAAUAUGCACAGGCGGCUGUUGCCACGGCAACUGGGGCCCCAUCCAGAUACCAGGCCGAGAAUAUCAUGCUGUUGGAGUUAGACAUGUCUCCGCCGACCAUGUUCACCUUGAACCUUAAUGGCACUCACCUGGAGAGAGCCUUCUCUCCCAGGCUGAUGCGAGAUCUUCUGGUAAAUGUUCCUGUCAGAGAGAGGGCAAGUGCAUCAUCACGGGUCAGGAAAUCCCAAUCCUGGUAUCAGCCAACACAAGCAGCAUCUGUCCCAUUGUCCUCGUCAUCUACCACACUGACAUCAGGAUCCCAGAGCUUCUCUCAAUGUCAGAGACAAAGACCAUCCUCUGCUUCCUAUCUUCCACUUGGGGAUCUAGCUCAGGCUAGUCCCUGAGAUGCAUCAGUACAACUGUAAACAGAAGCUGGCCUUAGUUCCAGGUGGCACAAAAGACUCCAGACUGGCUAAGGGGCAACUGAGAGAGAUGGCGGGGAAAUCUUAUGCCUUGAUUUUAAAUUGAUUUUAUCUUUUUUUUGAGAAAGAAACACUUCAUUAAAGGUGCAGUGUGUAGAAAUUAGUGGCAUUUAGCGGAACAGGCUUGGCAGAAAUGGAAUAUAAUAUUCAUAAGUAUGUUUUAAUUAGUGUAUAAUCACCUGAAAAUAGUAAUUGUU
Messenger RNA from Thunnus maccoyii (southern bluefin tuna), 2995 nucleotides. RefSeq names its product kinesin family member 3Cb (gene kif3cb). Gene Ontology annotation, molecular function: microtubule motor activity; ATP binding; microtubule binding. The coding region runs from base 411 to 2720 and encodes 769 amino acids. The record is from RefSeq and is a predicted model, not a curated record. Gene Ontology annotation, biological process: microtubule-based movement. Lineage: Eukaryota; Metazoa; Chordata; Actinopteri; Scombriformes; Scombridae. The transcript has 8 exons.